Messenger RNA from Geodia barretti, 1488 nucleotides. Lineage: Eukaryota; Metazoa; Porifera; Demospongiae; Tetractinellida; Geodiidae. The record is from the annotation of a GenBank genome assembly.
CAAAAUGGGCGGGUCGGAUCGCUUUUGCCUGGAUCCGCCACUGUAGAGAAUGUAUGAAGUGGAGCUAGAGGACAGAGGAGGAAUAGGCUCCUUCAGCAACUGCACCAACCUGAGACCACAGGAUGUUCGUCUGGUGGCAUUGACAAGGGGCGCGACUGGGGCGGCCUGUUUCGCAGUCUCUGUACUGGCGCUGGUGGUAGUGCUGCGGGUGAAAGGACUGGCUGGUUUGAAAGGAAGCACUCAGACUCGCCUCAUGAGCUACCUUCUCCUCUCCACUUCUGCCUAUCUCCUGGUACUCAGUGCUCACAUGGAGCACUACUGGAACUACCGAGGGGCUGGGGGGAAAGAUUUCGUCCCACGACACAUGUGGCAGGUGCAUUUGUGUGAGGCUGUUGGUGUGGCGGACCAGUACACAGGGAGUGUUCAGCUCUUCUUUGUAGUCGGAGUAUCAGUGCACUUUAUCUAUCACUCUCUCGACAUCUUCUUCUCGGUCUCACCAAAAGGACCGUCCAAGAGGCAAAAGGUGGCACUUGAGACACUACUGGUGGUGGUGUCGGUGGUAGGACCGGCUUUGUAUGGGUGGGUGCCAUUCGUAGCAGUACCAUAUGGAGAGACAGGUCCAUGGUGCUGGAUCAGGACACUGGACAGAGACUGUCAGAUUAUCAAGGGUAGCUUCUGGGAGCAGAUGGGAAUAUGGUACAUACCGUUUGGCAUAACAGCUUUCUUUUCGCUCUUUGCCACCAUUCUCUUCCUGCUGAGUGUUAAACACAGUUUCCAAAGGAUCAGACGACACCGAGGACAGAAGAAGGAAGAGGCAGUCAUACUGAUAAUUUUCCUGAGUACCUACUCCCUCUUAUUCCUGAUCGAGUUUGUAACCCACAUCAUUUCAACAACGCGGAAGAGGGACUAUUUUGGGGUGUGGAUGUUGUAUGCAGUGUCCACUCCACUUGGUGUGGUAUCACUGCCAAUUGGACUGCUGGUCUAUGCUUUCACUGGGACACUCAGGGAUGCUGCCAAAGAGUACAUCGGGUGCCAGUGCAUACGGCGAACACAAGUGUUUGUUAACCUUUUCAGGAACACAUCAAGUUUCACUCACGUUCACCACCACGACUCUGAGUGACAAGUAGCUACCAGUAUGACUAUGGUCUCGGACUAAUAGGACCCUUUGCUUAGAGUGUAGUCUUUGGUUAGUAACUCCUGUAGUGUGAGGGUAUAUAUUAUAUGUAAUUAUAGAUGAUCUGGAUGUAACUUUCGUUUCAGGGGUUUAUUUGAGGGGUGUAGAGUCCCCUCCAGCUCAUGAACGUACAUGCACUAAUGAGCAAAUGUGCAUAAAUUUUUUUGCCUAGGAACAACUGCCACUGACACCAUCUCACAAGCUCUCACAAAUACUCUGUCUCGGCUUCUGUUGAAAAACUACAAUGCGUGUACUGGUCUUGGUUCACGAGCAUAUCCUUGUGUUCUGCAGGAGUUCGAGUUGCGUACAUAAGG